Molecule: messenger RNA, 4100 nt
Organism: Seriola aureovittata
Lineage: Eukaryota; Metazoa; Chordata; Actinopteri; Carangiformes; Carangidae
Gene: arhgap42b
Product: rho GTPase-activating protein 42
Exons: 25
Coding region: 87-2783 (898 amino acids)
Biological process (GO): signal transduction
Cellular component (GO): cytoplasm
Molecular function (GO): protein binding; GTPase activator activity
Source: RefSeq, a predicted model, not a curated record
AGUAAAUCGGGACUACGUGAUGAAAAGUAAAAGCUUCUACAUGCCGAGUUACACAGAUUGAAAGGCAACUUUCUCGUUGAGCUACAAUGGGGCUCCCCACUUUGGAGUUCAGUGACUCUUUCCUGGACAGUCCGGACUUCAGAGAGCGUCUCAAAUGCCAUGAAAUAGAGCUGGAGCGGACGAAUAAAUUCAUCAAAGACCUCAUCAAGGAUGGGAACAUGCUCAUCACUGCGCUCAAGAAUCUUUCUGCGGCCGUACAGAAGUUCUCCCAGUCCCUGCAGGAGUUCCAGUUUGAGUGCAUAGGUGAUGCAGAGACAGAUGACGAGGUGAACAUUGCCCAGUCAUUCAAAGAGUUCUCCCAGCUGUUGAACACUGUCGAGGAAGAAAGAAGACGUCUGAUUCAGAACGCUGAUGAUGUUUUGAUUACACCCUUGGAAAAAUUUCGGAAGGAGCAAAUCGGUGCUGCGAAGGAGGGGAAGAAGAAAUUCGAUAAGGAGACAGAGAAAUACUACUCCACACUUGAGAGACACCUCAACUUGUCAUCCAAAAAGAAGGAGGCAUAUCUGCAGGAGGCUGACACACAGAUUGAUAAGGAGAGGCAGCUCUUUUAUGAUGCGUCCCUUGAGUACGUUUUCAAAAUACAAGAAGUGCAAGAAAAGAAGAAAUUCGAGUUUGUUGAGCCGCUCCUGUCCUUUCUUCAGGGCUUGUUUACAUUCUACCAUGAAGGAUAUGAGCUGGCUCACGAAUUUGAGCCGUACAAACAGCAGCUCCAGUUCAACCUACAGAACACACGAAACAACUUUGUGAGCACCAAGCAGGAAGUGGAGAAGCUGAUGAAGAGGAUAAGGUCUGCAGAUCAGGACUAUAAACCCCCGGGCCAGUGGACGAUGGAAGGCUUCCUGUACGUCCAGGAGAAACGUCCCCUGGGAUGCACUUGGACACGUCACUACUGCACGUACGAGAAAGGCAGCAAGACCUUUACCAUGAGCAACACUGAGAAUAAGUCGGCCGGGAAACAGAAUGGUCUUGUCCUGAACCAGCCAGAGAUGUUCAAACUCAAGUCCUGCAUUCGGAGGAAAACAGACUCCAUCGACAAGCGUUUCUGCUUUGAUAUCGAAGUGGUGGAGAGAAAUGACAUCUAUCGUGGAACUCUUUUCAGACCACUUCAGUUUUUCUGUAAAGUCCGGCAUGGCGUUAUGACACUGCAGGCACUGUCAGAGUCCAACAGAAGACUGUGGCUGGAGGCCAUGGAUGGCAAGGAGCCGAUUUACAACUUGCCAGCCAUAUUAAGCAAAAAGGAAGAGACAUUUCUUAAUGAGGCGGGAUUUAACUUUGUAAGGAAAUGCAUUGACCUGGUGGAGAUGAGAGGUAUAACUACAAUGGGGCUGUACAGAAUUGGAGGGGUCAACUCCAAAGUGCAGAGGCUAAUGACCACAGUCUUUUCAUCCAAGGCAUCUGUGGAUAUGGACCUGGAUCCGGAGACGUGGGACAACAAAACUAUCACCAGUGGUCUGAAGAAUUACCUCAGGUGUCUCUCUGAGCCUCUAAUGACCUUCAAGCUCCACAAAGAUUUUAUCCUGGCUGUCAAGUCAGAUGACCAGAACUACAGGGUGUGUGCUGUCCAUGCCUUGGUUCAUAAGCUGCCCGAGAGGAACAAGCAAAUGCUGGAGCUACUAAUAAAACACCUUGUCACCGUUUCCACACAAAGCCAGUACAACCUGAUGACAGUGUCCAACCUGGGUGUCAUCUUUGGGCCCACCCUGAUGCGGUCACAAGAGGAGACUGUGGCCGCCAUGAUGAACAUCAAGUUCCAGAACAUUGUGGUGGAAAUACUUAUCGAGAACUUCAACAAGAUCUUCCACCAACCUCCGGACCCCAAUGUGCCCCUGCCGCAACCCCAGAGCCGACCUGGCUCUCGCAGGAGCAGGGCCAUCUGUCUGUCCACGGGGCCCAGAAAGCCCCGCAGCAUCUACACCCCAACGCUGUGCCUGGCAGAUGCAGAAAGUGACACUUUCAGCAGCAGUCCAAGCAGCACCCCCAUGGGCAGCAUGGAGUCUCUGUCCUCGCACUCCUCUGAGCAAAAUACCUCCUCCAAAACAGCCUCCUCGGCUCAGGUCAAGGAGAAGUCGCUCCUGGACCUCCGCAGAACGCCAUCGCAGCUCUCAAAUGGCCCCAGGAGCACGGUGUGUGUGAGCAGCCCCGAGUCAAGCUCCAGGGAGGAUGCAGGUCGUACAGAUGGAGAGUCAGAGGAUGCUCUCAGCUUGUCCUCAGUCAGUACAGCACCCAGGCUGUCUCCUGCACCCAAAAAAGCCCCACACAUCCGCACUGACCUCAGACCAGCACUGCUGAAUCGUUCCGCUGCUCCCUCCCUGAAAUCACUGCAUAUAUCUGAAGGCCACAGGAGCUGCUCUGGAUCUAUCAAAAGUCUGUCAACACUGGAGCCCAAAGAGAGUUUGAAGCCGACUGAGCACCCAGACCUGCCACCAAAACAAGUGAUCCGCCGCAGGAUGGACACCUCCGCCAGCAAUGGCUACCAAAGACCUGGCUCAGUGGUUGCUGCCAGAGCACUGCUUUUUGAAAAUGCCUCCUCCCCACAAUCCGUUCCAGUCGGAAGAGAUGCCAAGGCCAUGUAUUCCUGUGAAGCAGAGCACAGCCACGAGCUCAGCUUCCCCCAGGGGGCGCACUUCUCAAAUGUCUAUCCCUCUGUUGAACCAGGCUGGCUCCAAGCAACAUAUGAGGGGAAAACAGGUUUAAUCCCUGAGAAUUAUGUCGUGUUCUUCUAACAGGUGGUGAACAACUUUUUCAUGGCAUCCAUGGAAAGGAAAAAGACAAGAUGUGAUUGAUUGUUGUAAUGUUGCUGGUAACUAUUAAUUCUGCAUUUUAUGCAUUCCUAACAGAUAUGAAGUUGGGCAGUAAUUGCUUUUACAGUGCUAGAAGUUCAAAGUCCAGGAUUGUACCUCCUUUUCUGUAAUGGCUUCAUGGUGAAAUGCUGGGGAAUCUGCAGAGAUUCAGGUGUAAAUAUAUUUAGCCAAUGACUGCACUGGUGUUUUUUAGUCCCAGUAUUUGCUUACAAAAUCACAAGACAAUCAGAUCCCAUUUCACAAGUUUUAUUCUCAGAAAUAUGUUAUCUUUUAACUUCCCAUUAUAACAACAAAACACUUUCAUCAAGUUUUUAAUGGAAAUCUGUAGUUUCAUAAACAUUUUGUAUUAACUAUCAUUGAACAAACUGUGAUUUAAAGUAAGGAUACUAAACUAAUCUAUUAGAAAAAAAGCAUAAUGGGUUUGCACCUUAACUUUCAUGUUUAUGGCCUGUGAUCAUUGUUCAACCACUGAACCUGCUCACUGCUGCAGUGCACUUUCUGGUUAGCUACACAGUACAGUACUGUACAUUAAUGCUCAUAUUUUCUUUUGUAGUUGCUAAUCAAAAAUAUUUACUUCUUGUAACUGUUUAUUACUAUAAAUUAUCACAUCAGACGUUUGCCGUAUGUAAAAAUUUGUUUUUUUUAUACUGUCAUGAAUGCAAUGUUCAUGAGGUGGAACCUUCACCUUUAAUGCUUGUUGUGGUACUGUACUCACUGGUACACUGGUGUACUAGUAAUGACAACUAGACAUUUAGCAGAUUAUAUUAUGGUAAAGAUGCUGUUUAAUAUUUAAUUUUCUAUUACUGUCACAACAUUUCCAAAGUACAUAAUCAUCUAAAAAGUGAUAUUAUUUCAGGAAAAGUUAAAAGAAAAAAAAUAAUCACAACCUUUUCGUUCUUCAGUUAUUGCAAACUGAAGGUUUACUCCAAAGUAAAACUUUCUCUGGUGGCCAAAAAUUUAUUUGGAAAGUUGUUUGAGAUCUCUCACUUGCCAAGAUCAGGAUGUUCUUUUACAUCUUUAAGAAUGUGAAAUGGCCUUGAACAGUGAUGCUGGAAUAAUACUCCCUUACAGUCUGAAUUUGGAGGAGCAUAUCAGGGAAAUGACAUCCACAUCCUCAAUAUGUAACAUUUGGCAUCCCCCUUCUUUUUUUUUAUAUGGCAAGCUUGUUUCCUUGCAAUCAUCUACUGUGUCUUGAAGGUGCAAAAACAUGUCUAUAAAUAAACAGAGUGAUUUAUUAGA